AUGUCAUAUGGCAUUCUGAUGUGGGGUAUGGCUGCAGAUAUAGAGUCUAUAUUUAUUUUACAAAAAAGAGCAGCUAAAGAAUCUAUCGUCGUAAAGGUUCUAUCGUCAUUUAUGGGUCAAGGUGUAUACUACUUUAACAAAAUUCCUAUGGAAAUUUUAAAUUUACCAUCACCUAAGUUUAAAACCCAUAUUAAGAAUUGUCUACUCAGUAAAGGAUAUUAUACUAAUGUACGAGAUCAUGAUAAAAGAAAACAAGAAAAAGGUUUUUCAUUACAAGAUAACAACACUAACGAAAGUAAUAAUAUCACAAGAAGCGAAGUCAAGAAUAACGAUGCUAAUAUAAAUAUUUUUCUUUUAAUCUGUAUCAUCGGAGUUUCCCUAGGUUUAUUAUUAGAAAUUUUACAUACACAAAACCGGAAUAAAGAAUGUACAAAAGGAUCCGUCGUUCAGAAGCCAAAAUACUGGGUUUACUCGUCAUCGAGCGAUGUAGACAACAAGAAUGGCUUGCUAAAACAUGUCCAUUUAGUUCUGGAGAGAUAUGGUUACGAGAAAACUACGAACAGUACGCCGUCGUGGAGUUUGCUGUGGUCCCACGAUUACCCUUUCAGAGCCCUGUACCCAAGCUUACACAAAUUGAAAGCCCGACAAAUGGUGAACCACUUCCCCGGUACUGGUUUUAUAACGAACAAAGUCGAUUUGGCCACAACCGAUUUCAAAUUUAUACCGAAGGCGUUCAAACUGCCACAGAAUAAGAAAACCUUUUUGGAAUACGCCGCGAAGAAUAAACAUGCGUUGUUUUUAGAGAAACACAAUCAACACCGAGGAGUGUUUAUAAAGAACGUGUCCGAAAUAGAUUUGUCGAGCGGAGAAAGUUUCGUGCAAGAGUAUGUGCAAAAACCUUAUCUGGUGGAUGGUCAUAAGUUCGAUAUUGGUGUGUAUGUAGUACUGACGUCAGUUGAUCCACUGAGAGUUUAUUGGUAUAAAGGCGAUGUGCUGUUCAGAUACUGCCCGGCAAAAUAUUACCCCUUCGAUGCGAAGGACCUAGACAAAUACGUGAUCGGCGACGACUACCUGCCUACAUGGAAGGUGCCUUCGCUAGCUCAUCCCUAUACAGCACUCGGGUUUGGAAUGAAGAGCGCCUUCGACAUCUAUGCUAAAUCCAAGGGGGAUAAUCCAUCAAAAAUGUGGCAAGACGUACAAAGAGCUAUUUCUGAAGUAUUUGUAAAGAAAGAAAAACACAUUGUUGAGGCUUUGAAACAAUUUUCUUCACCAAACAAUUUCUUCGAGCUAAUGAGAUUCGAUCUCGUUAUAGAUGAAGACAUGCGAGUGUAUCUCCUUGAAGCUAAUAUGUCUCCUAAUUUGAGUUCAGCGCACUAUCCACCUAAUCAACUGUUAUACGAACAAGUGUUAUAUAACUUAUUCUUAAUAACUGGAGUUGGCUCACGUAUGAACAAUUAUUCCGACAAAAGAAACUUGAUAUUAUUGCAUUUACCCCCCACUCCCCCUACUAAGACGCCUGCUAGAACUAGGAAACUUGACAAGAGAGAUAAGCCCAAUUUAUGA
This is a messenger RNA of Diatraea saccharalis (sugarcane borer), 1563 nucleotides long. The record is from the annotation of a GenBank genome assembly. Lineage: Eukaryota; Metazoa; Arthropoda; Insecta; Lepidoptera; Crambidae.